Drosophila ficusphila is the source of this 2030-nucleotide messenger RNA. Its product is annotated as zinc finger protein OZF. Gene Ontology annotation, biological process: regulation of transcription by RNA polymerase II. NCBI's taxonomy places the organism in Eukaryota, Metazoa, Arthropoda, Insecta, Diptera, Drosophilidae. Gene Ontology annotation, cellular component: nucleus. The coding region runs from base 66 to 1439 and encodes 457 amino acids. Gene Ontology annotation, molecular function: RNA polymerase II cis-regulatory region sequence-specific DNA binding; DNA-binding transcription activator activity, RNA polymerase II-specific; zinc ion binding. The transcript has 2 exons. The record is from RefSeq and is a predicted model, not a curated record.
AGAAGCACUUCGGUGCAGAUUUCGGUUACUUGCAAAAUGAAGUUUACUUCAUAAAAUUUUUUAAAAUGGCUCACCUGAACAGGUGCCGGGUGUGCUCCUGCGUUGUAACGGGCGAUGAGGAGGCCUAUAACUUGUUACAACUUCCAGAUCUGGCUGUCAAGUUUUCGGAGUGUACCGAUUUGGUCGUUGAUCCUGAGGAGUUGCACCUUUUGCCCAGCAAAAUCUGUUCAGCGUGUUACGAAUUACUGGAAAAGUACCACUCCUUCCGGGAAUUAUGCAUUUUCGCCGAUCACAAAUGGCGCACAAAAAGUCAGGUGCACAACAAGAAAAUAGAUAAAAGAAGGCACAUCUUUGAAGUGGAUGAAACCGAGGAGGAGGAGGAUGAGGAUGAGGAUGAGCAGGAUGAAGAUGAAGAUGAGGAUGAACAGGAGAUCAUAUCUGCAUUAAAGACACCCGAGCUAGUCAUUUGCGAUUCGAAUGUAAUUCCCGAAAAUAUUCCGCCAAAUUUGGUAAGCACAACUAUCGUCAACAAAGAAACGCUACCAGAACCGGAACCGGAAACUGCAGCUCAAGAAGAAUAUUUACCCCCGAAGUUUAGGUGUGACAUCUGCGCAGAUGAAUUUGGAGAGGAACAACGCCUGAUUCUCCAUAAGAAAGAGCACGAGGGCCACAUGCUGUACCACUGUUCUGAGCCAGGAUGCGAGCAGGCAUUCAACCGUUACGAAUACCUCAGGCAGCACGAAUUGGAGCAUUCGAUAGUGGGCACUCGGUUCAUCUGCGAAGUGGAGGGAUGCAACAGGAUUUACCGGCACAAGGCUUCUUUAAAACAUCAUCAAAGCAAGGUUCACGCAAUUGGCAAGCCCCUGAAAACUCACGUUUGUGAGUUCUGCGGCCGGAUUUUUAAAAAUCUAUCCGCCUUGAGUCAACAUCGGUACACUCACGACGACCAAAUCCAAUUGCCAUACGCUUGCGAAAUGCCGGACUGCACUUGGCGAUUCUUUAGCAAGGAGAAGCUUAAAAUCCAUAUGAUGCGCCACCAGGGAAUCAAGAACUAUAGUUGCCCUUAUUGCGGACUCAAGAAGACCACAAAGAACGAACUUCGGCUUCAUAUCAACUACCAUACGCUGGAGAGAACCUGGUCCUGCAAGGAUUGCCCCAAGGUCUGCAACAGUUCGACGAGUCUCAAGAAGCAUGUUCGAACGAUUCACGAAAAGGCAAGGGACUAUGCUUGCAGCUAUUGUGAAAAGAAGUUUGCCACCUCGGAUACCCGGAAGUACCACGAGAUGACUCACACUGGCGAGAAGAACUUCGAGUGUCAUGUGUGCGGUAAGAGGUUCAUUCAGCCCUCCGCCUUGCGCACUCAUCGAAAAGUUCACGAAAUAGAGGAGGAAAGUCACCAAAAAACAUAUGCUAUAUUGCAAGUCACUAGUAUGGGUUAAAGGACAAUAUGGACAAUAUUAUGGGUUAAAGGACAAUAUGGAUAACCAAACCAAAGCACAUAAUCUGGGACAAUAACGAGGGUUUAUCUUAUCAUGGACAAUAAUAAUGGUCUUCUAUAUUUAAGAAAAGAACAUAUGCUAUUUUACAAGUCACAAAUAUGGGUUAAAGGACAAUAUGGAUAACCAAACCAAAGCAGUUAAUCUGGGACAAUAAUGAGGGUUUAUCUAAUCAUGGACAAUAACAAGAGUCUACUAUAUUUAAGAAAAAAACAUAUGCUAUUUUACAAGUCACAAAUAUGGGUUAAAGGACAAUAUGGAUAACCAAACCAAAGCACUUAAUCUGGGACAAUAAUGAGGGUUUUUUAAUCAUGGACAAUAAUAAGAGUCUACUAUAUUUAAUCACGGACAAUAACUGGUAUUAAGAGAUAUUUACAUUACGAAAUCGAAUUCUUCCAAUAAAUAACCGCAACUUAACCACGGACAAUAUUUAGCGUUAAGAGAUAUUAUAUUAUACGUAUGAUAUUAUACUUACUGUACGAAAUCGAAUUCUUCCAAUAAAUAACCACUUCCUUUUGGGAUUCAGAAUGUAAA